Messenger RNA from Mesorhabditis belari, 360 nucleotides. Lineage: Eukaryota; Metazoa; Nematoda; Chromadorea; Rhabditida; Rhabditidae. The record is from the annotation of a GenBank genome assembly.
AUGGACGAGGAAACGAUAAGAAAAGAGAGAGAAAAAGAGGAUGAACGACAUGCGGCGGUGAUCAAAAAACACGAAUCGAUUCUCGUUGAUACAAUGAAAAAAUUGAUAGAGUUUCGUAAAGGGAUUCCCGUGAGAGAACUUGCAAUUGAUAUGUUAUGGGAUGAGAAAGCUGGAGAGAUCAAUGCAAAUCUUCUUCGUCGUUUAAAUCACGAUUUCAAUGAGGGAUUCGCGAAUUUUAAUCUAAAUGGAUAUCCGAACGAGCUUCUCUACAAGGAUCGAACGAUGAGAUCCGUUGAUGAGCUUAUUGAAGAGUAUCUCAACACCCAGAAAAUUCCAAAUCUUUUCGAUUAUUGGCUUUGG